Molecule: messenger RNA, 8043 nt
Organism: Calypte anna (Anna's hummingbird)
Lineage: Eukaryota; Metazoa; Chordata; Aves; Apodiformes; Trochilidae
Product: protocadherin-16-like
Biological process (GO): homophilic cell-cell adhesion
Cellular component (GO): plasma membrane
Molecular function (GO): calcium ion binding
Source: RefSeq, a predicted model, not a curated record
AUGCUGCCGGUGUGCUGCGGAGCUGCACCGGAGUGGAUCCGCUAUGUCAUCCCCGAGGAGCUGGGCAGAGGCUCGCUGGUGGGGCCGCUGGCGCGGGAUCUGGGGCUGAGCCCCGCAGAGCUGCCGGCACGCAAGCUGCGGAUUGUCUCUGGAGACGAAAAGCAAUACUUGGUCCUGGGGGAAGAUAAUACAAAUCUGCUGGUAAACGAGAGGAUAGACCGAGAGGCCAUCUGCGGAGCCGUGUCGCCCUGUGUCCUCACUUUGGAGGCAUUCGUGGAAAACCCUUUCAAUAUAUUUCAUGUGAGCGUUACUAUCCAGGAUAUCAACGAUAAUGCGCCGCAGUUUGACAGAGAAUCUGUUGCCAUAGAAAUGAUCGAGUCUACGCCUCCUGGGACCAGGUUCCCACUGGGCAGUGGCAGAGACCCCGACAUGGGAGAAAAUUCAUUACAAAGCUAUCAACUGAGCCAAAACCCGCUAUUCUCCCUUUUAGUGAAGGAGAGUCCUGAUGGGACUAAACACGCGGAAUUGGUGCUGGAGAAUAGUUUAGAUCGAGAAAAGCAGAGAAAUCACCAUUUAAUCCUGACGGCGGUGGAUGGCGGGGAUCCAGUCCGAUCCGGAACCACACAGAUUAAGAUUGAAGUUACCGACGCAAAUGACAACGCACCUGUAUUCACCAAAGAGAUAUACAAGGUUCGGCUGCUGGAAAACUUGCCAGAAGGCUCCUUAGCCUUUCAGGUAAAAGCUACUGACAGCGACGAAGGCACAAAUGCGGAAAUUACCUACUCUUUCAGUGACAUUUCCAACAAUGCCCGUCAGCUUUUCAGUCUGGACUCCAGAACAGGAGAUGUGAAGGUUUCAGGCCCCUUAGAUUACGAAGAAGGUAAAUAUUACGAAGCGACUGUUGAAGGUAAGGAUGGAGGUGGCUUGAGUGCACACGCCAAAGUGCACAUAGAUAUUCUAGACAUGAACGACAACGCUCCAACCCUUACCCUCCUUCCGAUUUUAAAUCCGAUACCCGAAGACUCAGUUCCAAGCACAGUUGUAGCUGUGAUCAACGUCCGUGACAGAGAUUCCGGGGAUAACGGAGAAGUGAUCUGCAAUAUCGACGAGGAUUUGCCUUUCAGAUUAGAAGCAUCAUCAGCGAACACCUAUAAACUAAUAACAGGCAGCGACCUGGACAGAGAAAAGACCUCUGCUUACAACAUCACCAUCACUGCUAGGGACCGGGGCAGCCCGUCGCUGUGGAGCAGCGCGGAGCUGGUGCUGGAGGUGUCGGACGUGAACGACAACGCGCCGGUGUUCGAGGAGGCGGCGUACAGCGCGUACGUGGCGGAGAACAACGCGGCGGGCGCGGCGGUGGUGCGCGUGGUUGCGCGGGACGCGGACGCGGGCGCCAACGGGCGCGUCAGCUACUGGCUGGCGGGCGGCAGCGCGGGCGCGGCGCCGUACGUGUCGGUGGAGGCGCGGAGCGGCGCGGUGUACGCGCAGCGCUCCUUCGACUACGAGCAGUGCCGCGAGUUCACGGUGGCGGUGCGGGCGCAGGACGGCGGGGCGCCGGCGCGGAGCUCCACGGCGACGGUGCGCGUCUUCGUGCUGGACCGCAACGACAACGCGCCGCGGGUGCUGUGGCCGCCGGCAGGGACCCCCGCGGGGGCAGAGGCUUUCUCCUCCUCGUCGUCGUCGUUGGCGUUCGAGGUGGUGCCGCGUUCGGCCGAGGCCGGGUACCUGGUGGGCAAGGUGGUGGCGGUGGACGCGGACGCGGGGCGCAACGCGUGGCUGUCGUACGAGCUGGGGCAGGCGGCGGAGCCGGCGCUGUUCCGCGUGGGGCUGCACAGCGGCGAGGUGCGGACGGCGCGGGCCGUGUCGGAGAGGGACGCGGCGAAGCAGCGGGUGGUGGCCGUGGUGAAGGACCACGGGCAGCCGGCGCUGUCGGCCACGGCCACGCUGCACGUGGUGCUGGCCGAGAGCUUGCAGGAGGCGCUGCCGGAGCUGAGCGAGCGGGCGGCGGGCGCCGACUCGCCGGCCGAGCUGCAGUUCUACCUGGUGCUGGCGCUGGCGCUGCUCUCCGCCCUCUUCCUGCUGAGCGUGGCGCUGGCCGUGCUGGCGCGGCUGCGCCGGGCCGGGCCGCCCGCCGUCCUGCGCUGCCUGGCCGCGCAGCGCUUCUCCGGGCCCGGCGCCGCCUUCCCGGCCGACUUCUGCGAGGGCACCUUGCCCUACUCCUACAACCUCUGCGUGGCGCCGGGACGCGCCCUGCCCGAGCCCGCUUGGCCGCCGCCGCCCGUGCCCAGCCUGCCCGCCGAGGAGCUGCUCGCCGGGGAGCCCUGCGGGGAGCGGAGCCCGAGCCACAGCGCCGGACCGGCACAGCCGCCCGCCCGCCCCGACGCACCGCAGAGAUGCUUGGCUGAUGUCAUUGAGGAGAAGGGAUCACGAUUCUACUGGGUUCGAAGCAGAGAAGUCGCGACAAAAGGAAUUCUUUUCUUUUUCCAUCGGCAUUCAGAGUUGAUUUUCCGUGCGCGGAAUGCUAUCUAUUCCCGCGAGCUGCCGGUGGCAGCGGAGGUUCGGGCAGCGCUGGGUGGGUGCAGUGCCGGGAGGAGGCUGCGGGUGCCGCUGCUGACCGAGGAGGAGCGAGAGGAAGGCCGGAGCGGUGCAGCAGCCCCGCCCGCUGCGGCCCGGCUCCAUCGCUGGCUGGCUGGCUGGCUCGGCGGCCGGGCGGUCUGCGAGCGUCCCCCGGUGCGGAGCCGUGCUGCAGCGAGGCGGAGGGGAGCGGAGAGGAGCCCGGAGCGGGAGCCGGAGCCGGAUCGGAGGCGUUACUCAGCGGCGGAGGUGCGUGGAAUGGCGGGGAGGCGUUGGGGCCGGCGGGAGCGAGCCCUGCUGUGGGGCGUGCUGGUGGCGGCGUGGGAGGCGGCGUGGGGACAGCUGCGCUACUCGGUUCCCGAGGAGAUGCCCAAGGGCUCGUUCGUGGGUGACGUGGCCAAGGACCUGGCGCUGGACCUGACGGCGCUCGGAGAACGCGGCGUCCGCCUUGUGUCUGAAGGCAGGACACAGUAUUUGGGUCUGCAGGGGAAGACGGGACAUUUGGUGACAGCGGAGAGGAUAGACCGGGAGCAGCUGUGCCGGCUGGUGGAGAAAUGUGUGCUGCGGUGUGAGCUGAUAGUGGAGGGAGAAAUGAAGGUUUACGAAAUCGAAGUGGAAAUCACGGACAUAAACGACAAUGCGCCCACAUUCCGUGAGACAGAAAAACAGCUGAGAAUAAGCGAGACAACAGCUCCCGGAUCUCGGUUUCUCUUGGCGGAGGCCCACGACCCAGACUUGGGUCAGAAUUCUCUGCAGAGCUACGAGCUGAGCGGCGACGAGCACUUCUCGCUGGCCGUGCAGACGGGCCCCGGCGGGGAUCAACGGCCCGAGCUGGUGCUGGCGAAGGCGCUGGACCGGGAGGAGGCGGCGUUUCACGAGCUGGUGCUGCGGGCGAGCGACGGCGGAGAGCCGGCACGGACGGGCACGGCGCGGAUCCGCGUGGCAGUGCUGGACGCCAACGACAACGCGCCCGUGUUCAGCGUGGCGGAGUACACGGUGCGUGUGGCGGAGGACGUGCCCGUGGGCUCCGUCCUCGUCACCCUCACGGCCACCGACGCCGACGAGGGCAUGAACGGCCACGUCAAAUACUCGUGGAAGAAAGUGUCAGACGUGGCAUCGGAGAUUUUUCAGUUGGAUUCCGAAACGGGAGCCAUCAGUCUGUUGCAAAGCCUGGAUUUCGAGGAAGGUAGCUCUUAUGAACUGGAGGUACAGGCACUGGACCACGGAGAUCUUUUCGACACGGCGAAAGUUUCCAUCGCCGUAACAGACGUCAACGACAACGCACCUGAGAUUUCGGUGCGAUCGGCGUUGAGCGAGAUUUCCGAGGACGCUCCGACGGGGACGGUGGUGGCCCUGCUGCACGUACAGGACAGGGACUCGGGUGCCAACGGCCAAGUGCGGUGCUCCCUGGAAGGCGGAGUCCCUUUUAGUCUGCGGGGCUCCCGGGGCAGCUAUUACAGCGUGGAGACGUCUCGGGAGCUGGACCGGGAGAAGGUGUCGGAGUACAACGUGACUGUGCGGGCAGCAGACGGCGGGUCGCCGGCGCUGUGGAGCAGCGCGGUGCUGGCGCUGCGGGUGCUGGACGUGAACGACAACGCGCCGGUGUUCUCGGAGGAGCGGUACAGCGCGCGUGUGGCCGAGAACAACGCGGCGGGCGCGGUGGUGGUGCGGGUGCGGGCGUCGGACGCGGACUGGGGGGAGAACGCGCGCGUGCGGUACCGGCUGGUGGAGGGCCGGGUGCGGGGAGCAGCGCUGUCGUCGUACGUGUCGGUGCAGGCGGAGACGGGCGCGCUGUACGCGCUGCGCUCCUUCGACUACGAGGAGGACGGCGGCGCGCCGGCGCUGAGCAGCAACGUGUCGGUGCGGCUGGAGAUCCUGGACGAGAACGACAACGCGCCGCAGGUGCUCUACCCGCCGCCGGCCUCGGCCUCGGGGUCGUCGUCGUCAGUGGGGUGGCCGGCGGUGGAGCUGGCACCGAGGUCGUCGGAGCCCGGCUCGCUGGUGGCCAAGGUGGUGGCGGUGGACGCGGACGCGGGUCAGAACGCGUGGCUGUCGUACGAGGUGUGGAAGGCGACGGAGCCGGGUCUGUUCCGCGUGGGGCUGCACAGCGGCGAGGUGCGGACGGCGCGGUUCCCGCUGGCCCGCGACGCGGCGCGGCAGAGCCUGGUGGUGGUGGUGAAGGACCACGGGCGGCCGGCGCUGUCGGCCACGGCGACGCUGACGCUGGUGCUGGCCGAGAGCGUGGCCGAGCUGGUGUCGGAGCUGGGCAGCGCGGGCUCGUCGUCGUCGUCGGCGGGGCCGGGCGAGGCGGGCGGCAGGCUGACGCGCUGGCUGGUGGUGGCCGUGGCGGCCGUGUCCUGCCUCUUCCUCGCCUUCCUGCUGCUGCUGCUGACGCUGCGCCUGCGGCGCUGGCGCCGCUCGCAGCAGCUGCUGGCGGCGGGCAGCGGCGCCUUGCGCGGCGUCCCGGCCUCGCACUUCGUGGGCAUCGACGGCGUCCGCGCCUUCCUGCACUCCUACUCGCACGAGGUGUCGCUUACCGCCGACUCGCGCAAGAGCCACCUCCGCUUGUCGCCCGGCAGCUGCUGUGACACCCUGCCGGCCCGACCGCCGCCCGACGAGCCCGCGCUGCUGCUCGCCGAGGACCCUGACGGUGCCCCCUGCCCCCCCGACCCCACCGCCCCGACCCCGAAAAUGAGCAAAAAAGUUAUCGGGGAGGCUGCGGUGCCGUGUCGGAUCCUCCGGGUGCCGCUGUUGGCCGACGCGGAGCGGCGCUGGAGCCGCAGCCGCAGCCGGAGCCGCCGCAGCGUUCUGCCCCCGCAGGCUGCUCGCUCGCCCGGCGCCGGCCAGAGCGGCAGCGGCACGGGCAGCAGAGGCGAGAGCAGCGGCGUCCGAGCCCGGAGCUGCCUGCGGAGAGGGACUGGCAGGCAAGCAGAAAGGGCAGCGGCAGGAGGGAGGGUCGCGGCGAGCUGCGGGGCCGAGCAUGGCGGAGUCGGGCGAGUGGUGGUGCUGGCCGCGUUGCUGCUGGGCUUGUGCUGCCGGGCGGCGGGCGAGCGGAUCCGCUACACCAUCCCCGAGGAGCUGGGCAGAGGCUCGCUGGUAGGGCCGCUGGCGAGGGACCUGGGGCUGAGCCCCGCCGAGCUGCCGGCACGCAAGCUGCGGCUCAGCGCCGAGAAGCAAUACUUCGGGGUGAGCGAGGAGAGCGGGGAGCUGUACGUGAGCGAGAGGCUGGACCGGGAGGAGAUGUGCGGCGAGGCGGCGUCCUGCUCCGUCAGCUUCGAGGCGCUGGUGGAGAACCCGCUCAACGUUUUCCACGUCCACGUCGACAUCCAGGACGUCAACGACAAUUCCCCGCGGUUCCUGCGUGACAAUUUUCACCUAGAGGUCAACGAGUUCACUGCUCCCGGCUCUCGGUUCUACCUGGGCAUGGCUGAAGACCCGGACGUGGGGAGUAACUCGCUGCAGGGCUACGAGCUGGAGGCCAACAAGUACUUCGAGGUGGAAGUGAAGGAGAGGCAGGAUGGCAAGAAGUUCGCGGAGCUGGUGCUGCGAACACCGCUGGACCGGGAGAGCGAGAAGAGCGUGCGAUUGGUGCUGAGGGCGCUGGACGGCGGUGACCCGCCCCGCAGCGGCACCGCCCAGCUCUGCAUCAACGUCACUGACGCCAACGACAACCCACCCGUGUUCGCGCAGGACCGAUACCGGGUGAGCCUUCGGGAGGACGCUUUGCCGGGCUCGACGGUGUUGAACGUAUCGGCCUCGGACGCUGACGCCGGAAGUAACGCGCGUAUCACUUACGGCUUCGGGAAAAUGCCGACCAAGAUACUUGAGAAGUUCGUGGUGGACGUGGAACGCGGGAUCAUCACGCUAAAGGAGGCGCUGGACUACGAGGACACGCGCCUGUUUAACCUUGCAGUGGAGGCGAGGGACGGGGGCGGUCUCGUUGCGCACAGCGAAGUGGAUGUAGAAGUGUUGGACGUGAACGACAACGCGCCCGAGGUGGUACUGACGUCGGUGUCGAGCCCCGUGCCCGAAGACGUGCCAGUAGGCACCGUUAUCGCGCUGGUGAAAGUGCGGGACAAAGACUCUGGGGAGAAUGGCGAUGUGCGGUGCGAGCUGUCGGGCGAGGCGCCGCUGUCGCUGGUGGCCUCGUCGGGCGGGUCGUACAAGGUGUUGACGGCGAGCGCGCUGGACCGCGAGGCAGCGUCGGAGCACCGCGUGAGGGUGGUGGCGAGGGACCGGGGCAGCCCGUCGCUGUGGAGCAGCGCGGAGCUGGUGCUGGAGGUGUCGGACGUGAACGACAACGCGCCGGUGUUCGAGGAGGCGGCGUACAGCGCGUACGUGGCGGAGAACAACGCGGCGGGCGCGGCGGUGGUGCGCGUGGUUGCGCGGGACGCGGACGCGGGCGCCAACGGGCGCGUCAGCUACUGGCUGGCGGGCGGCCAGCGCGGGCGCGGCGCCGUACGUGUCGUGGAGGCGCGGAGCGGCGCGGUGUACGCGCAGCGCUCCUUCGACUACGAGCAGUGCCGCGAGUUCACGGUGGCGGUGCGGGCGCAGGACGGCGGGGCGCCGGCGCGGAGCUCCACGGCGACGGUGCGCGUCUUCGUGCUGGACCGCAACGACAACGCGCCGCGGGUGCUGUGGCCGCCGGCAGGGACCCCCGCCGCAGGGACCCCCGCGGGGGCGGAGGCUUCCUCGUCGUCGUCGUCUUUGUCGUCGUCGUUGGCGUUCGAGGUGGUGCCGCGUUCGGCCGAGGCCGGGUACCUGGUGGGCAAGGUAGUGGCGGUGGACGCGGACGCGGGGCGCAACGCGUGGCUGUCGUACGAGCUGGUGCAGGCGGCGGAGCCGGCGCUGUUCCGCGUGGGGCUGCACAGCGGCGAGGUGCGGACGGCGCGGGCCGUGUCGGAGAGGGACGCGGCGAAGCAGCGGGUGGUGGCCGUGGUGAAGGACCACGGGCAGCCGGCGCUGUCGGCCACGGCCACGCUGCACGUGGUGCUGGCCGAGAGCUUGCAGGAGGCGCUGCCGGAGCUGAGCGAGCGGGCGGCGGGCGCCGACUCGCCGGCCGAGCUGCAGUUCUACCUGGUGCUGGCGCUGGCGCUGCUCUCCGCCCUCUUCCUGCUGAGCGUGGCGCUGGCCGUGCUGGCGCGGCUGCGCCGGGCCGGGCCGCCCGCCGUCCUGCGCUGCCUGGCCGCGCAGCGCUUCUCCGGGCCCGGCGCCGCCUUCCCGGCCGACUUCUGCGAGGGCACCUUGCCCUACUCCUACAACCUCUGCGUGGCGCCGGGACGCGCCCUGCCCGAGCCCGCUUGGCCGCCGCCGCCCGUGCCCAGCCUGCCCGCCGAGGAGCUGCUCGCCGGGGAGCCCUGCGGGGAGCGGAGCCCGAGCCCCAGCGCCGGACCGGCACAGCCGCCCGCCCGCCCCGACGCACCGCAGGUCUGUAAGCCCAAGCGCUACCGCUCUGCUCCUUCACCCUGA